AUGACCGGCAGCAGAUAUUGCAGUUCCCUCGCAGGAUCCAAAGAAGAGGACAAGAAGCUAGAUACCAAAUCGGAAAAAUAUGCACAGCUCAAAUUCGAGCUGGAGAUGCUCAUGGAACGGUUCAAGGAAUCAAACACGGAUCUCUACCGUCCUGCUCUUGAAACGCUCCGGACACUGAUGAGAAAAUGCACAUCGUCCAUGACUUCCAUUCCAAAGCCACUCAAGUUUCUACACCCACAUUAUCCCGACCUGCAGGAGCUGUUCCACACAUGGCCCGCAUUCGAAAACAAGGUGCGAUGGAAAGCCUCGGCAAUCAUGGGGCUCGGUGUAGCAUACGCAGGCUUGCACCGCGAGGACUCGCUCACUCUCCUCUCUGCGGUCGUAGACGAUAGCGUGUCGAUGGAGAUCGCUGCACUCAGCGCGCUCGCACUGGGAUUCGUGUCAGAUGGGCAAGGGCACGAUUGGGGUCAAUCCUUUCUUCUCGGACAGGAACAUCAUGAGUCGACCGGCUGUUGCGGGUUUACUGGCGACGAUCAUGGCGUUUACGGAUGCUAA
Molecule: messenger RNA, 555 nt
Organism: Suillus plorans
Lineage: Eukaryota; Fungi; Basidiomycota; Agaricomycetes; Boletales; Suillaceae
Exons: 4
Coding region: 1-555 (184 amino acids)
Source: RefSeq, a predicted model, not a curated record